This is a messenger RNA of Poecilia latipinna (sailfin molly), 2845 nucleotides long. RefSeq names its product phosphodiesterase 6A, cGMP-specific, rod, alpha (gene pde6a). Gene Ontology annotation, biological process: signal transduction. The transcript is spliced from 24 exons. Gene Ontology annotation, molecular function: protein binding; 3',5'-cyclic-nucleotide phosphodiesterase activity. The coding region runs from base 105 to 2669 and encodes 854 amino acids. The record is from RefSeq and is a predicted model, not a curated record. NCBI's taxonomy places the organism in Eukaryota, Metazoa, Chordata, Actinopteri, Cyprinodontiformes, Poeciliidae.
UUGUAAUCCCUUUUCUCUUCUCAGACACCUACACCUGGGUUGGUAAGGAGUACAGAGGGAUUAAACACUUUACUGGGGGACAAUACAAGGACUUAACAGCAGCCAUGGUGGAUGCAGCUGCAGCAGAGCAGUUCCUGGAUGCCAACCCAGCAUUCGCAAAACAGUACUAUGACAUGAAUCUGAAGCCCCAAAUAAUCUCAGAUCUGCUAGACAGCAACCGGCAGCCUGUGUUGGACAUCAAAACCUACCAUGAUCUGACCAUGGUGGAUGAGAGUGAGAUUCUUUUUGACCUGGUACGGGACAUACAGGACAACUUGCAGACUGAGCGUUCGAUCUUCAAGCUCAUGAAGCACCUCAGCUUCAUCAUGAGGGCGGACCGUAUGAGCCUCUUCCUGUACCGGCAGAGGAACGGCGUGGCUGAGCUCGCCACAAGAUUAUUCAACGUCCAUAAAAAUGCAAUAUAUGAUGAAUGCCUGGUGCAACCUGAAAGUGAAAUUGUAUACCCGCUAGAUAUGGGCAUAGUGGGUCAUGUGGCCACGAGCAAGAAGAUGGUGAACAUUCCAGACGUGACACAGAGUCCACAUUUCAGUAAUUUUGUUGAUGAACUGACUGAGUAUGAGACCAAAAAUGUCCUCGCCAUCCCCAUUAUGAAUGGUAAAGAUAUGGUGGCGGUCAUGAUGGCGGUCAAUAAAUUGGACGGACCGUGCUUCACUGCCAAGGAUGAGGAGACUCUAAACAAAUAUCUUAACUUUGCUAACCUGGUGCUGAGAGUUUACCACCUGAGCUACUUGCACAACUGCGAGACGAGGAGGGGUCAGGUACUGCUGUGGUCAGCCAGCAAGGUAUUUGAGGAGCUGACAGACAUAGAGAGGCAGUUCCACAAGGCCUUGUACACAGUGAGAGCUUUCCUGAACUGUGACCGCUACUCUGUUGGUCUGCUGGACAUGACCAAGACUAAGGAGUUCUUUGACUUGUGGCCGGUACUGAUGGGAGAAGUUCCACCAUACGAUGGACCCAAAACUCCCGAUGGCAGGGAAAUUAUCUUCUACAAAGUGAUCGACUAUAUCCUCCAUGGGAAAGAAGACAUUAAAGUCAUUCCGAAUCCUCCAGAUGACCACUGGGCUCUUGUCAGUGGUUUACCUACUUAUGUUGCAGAAACUGGGCUGAUUUGCAACAUCAUGAAUGCUGCUCAGGAUGAGUUUUUUAAUUUCCAGACGGAGCCGCUGGACGAGUCUGGCUGGACCAUUAAGAACGUCCUGUCCAUGCCAAUUGUCAACAAGAAAGAAGAGAUAGUGGGCGUGGCCACGUUCUAUAACAGGAAGGAUGGGAAACCCUUUGAUGAAAUGGAUGAAACGCUGAUGGAGUCUCUGACCCAGUUCCUGGGCUGGUCUGUGCUGAACACUGACACAUACGACAAGAUGAACAAGCUGGAGAACAGGAAGGACAUCUUCCAGGACAUGGUGCUGUACCAUGUCAAGUGUCGCAAGGACGAAAUCCAGAACAUACUGGACACCAGAGCGAGAUGGGGAAAAGAGCCAGAUGAGUGUGAGGAGGAGGAACUUCAGGAGAUUCUGUCUGAAGUUCUGCCAAACUCUAAGAAAGCUGAGAUCUUCGAGUUUCACUUCUGUGACUUUGAUCACAGUGAGCUGGAUCUGGUGAAAUGUGGCAUUAAGAUGUACUAUGAGCUGAAAGUGGUGGACAAGUUUCACAUUCCCAGAGAGGCUUUGGUGAGAUUUAUGUACUCUCUCAGUAAAGGCUACAGGAAGAUCACCUAUCACAACUGGAGACACGGAUUCAACGUUGGACAGACCAUGUUCACUUUGCUGAUGACAGGUGAUCUGAAGCGUUACUACACAGACCUGGAGUGCAUGGCAAUGGUGACUGCUGGAUUCUGUCACGAUAUCGACCACAGAGGAACCAACAACCUGUACCAGAUGAAGUCGGGUAAUCCUCUGGCCAAACUUCACGGCUCCUCCAUCCUGGAGAGACACCAUCUGGAGUUUGGCAAGACUUUGUUGAGAGAUGAGGCAUUAAACAUUUAUCAGAAUCUGAACCGCCGCCAGCAUGACAUCGUCAUCCACCUCAUGGACAUCGCAAUUAUUGCCACAGACCUUGCUCUUUAUUUCAAAAAGAGAACGAUGUUCCAGAAGAUCGUUGACCAGUCAAAAACCUACGAGAACUGGAACGACUGGACCAAAUACAUGAUGCUUGAGACUACGCGCAAAGAGAUUGUCAUGGCCAUGAUGAUGACUGCCUGUGAUCUUUCUGCAAUUGCCAAACCUUGGGAGAUCCAGAGCAAGGUGGCGCUGUCUGUGGCUGCAGAGUUCUGGGAGCAGGGAGAUUUGGAGAGGACCGUCUUGGAACAGCAACCUAUUCCUAUGAUGGACCGAAAUAAAGCGGACGACCUUCCAAAGCUGCAGUGUGGUUUCAUCGACUUUGUUUGCGCAUUUGUAUACAAGGAGUUCAGCCGUUUCCACGUGGAGAUCACCCCCAUGCUGGACCGUCUCAUGAACAACAGGAAGGAGUGGAACGCCCUCAAGGAGCAGCACGAGGCCAAACUGGCAGCCAUCGAGGCCGCUAAGCAGGCCAAAGAGGAGGCAGCUCAGAGCGCUGCAGCAGCUAAGCAAGCAGCAAGUGCAUCCCAGUCAAAGACUUGUAUUCUAAGCUAGGAAGUCUGCUGUCACCCCAGCUCACUCACUGUAUGUUUGUAGUGUAUAGCUUGAGGUCUUUCUAAACUCACUCUGAAAACCAAGUUAUCUUCCUGAAAAGUCAUUUUAGCUUUCUAACUUAUUUACAUCUUAAAUCAACUUUUUACUUUUUCUCUUCUGCUCUUUCUCUGCACUGC